Messenger RNA from Saprolegnia diclina VS20, 982 nucleotides. RefSeq lists its product as hypothetical. The record is from RefSeq and is a predicted model, not a curated record. Gene Ontology annotation, biological process: inositol catabolic process. Bases 43 to 942 code for a protein of 299 amino acids. Gene Ontology annotation, cellular component: cytoplasm. NCBI's taxonomy places the organism in Eukaryota, Oomycota, Saprolegniomycetes, Saprolegniales, Saprolegniaceae. Gene Ontology annotation, molecular function: iron ion binding; inositol oxygenase activity. The transcript is spliced from 2 exons.
UCAACCUUCACAUUGCCAGCGACAGUCCAGCACCUGCCCGAGAUGCCAUCGCUCACGAUUACACCAGCCAACCGCAGCAGCAACGUCGUGAUCAUGGACAAGACCGAGGCUGCGGCGCCCGGGAAGGCCGUCGACGAGUUCCGCAACUACAAGGACAGCGACCGCCAGGCCGUCGUCGAGCGCCACUACCGCCUCAUGCGGUCGCACCAGACCGUGGCCUUUCAUGACAAGAUGCAAGCGUACUGGGGUGCGUUUGACCGCGCGCAAAUGACGGUGUGGGAGGCCUUCGAGUCGCUCAAAGGUUACGUCGACUCGUCUGACCCCGACUCGUCGCUGCCCAACUUGGAGCACAUGCUGCAGACGGCCGAGGCCAUUCGCGCGGCGGGGCACCCCGACUGGUUCCAGCUCGUGGGCCUUCUCCAUGACAUGGGCAAGAUCCAGUAUCUUUGGGGUCAGCCCUGUGACGGCCAGCAGGGCACGGCCGAUGGCGACCAGUGGGCUCUCGGCGGCGACACGUGGGUCGUGGGAUGUGCGAUCCCCGACUCGACGGUGUUCCCGUACUUUAACGCGUUGAACCCAGACAUGCAGAACCCAAAGUUCAACACGCCGAAUGGCAUCUACGCGCCGGGCUGCGGCCUCGCGCACCUCAAAUUCGCAUGGGGCCACGACGAAUACAUGUACCAAAUGCUCGUCUUCAACAAGGCGGCGAUCCCGGAAGAAGGCCUCGCGAUGAUCCGGUACCACUCGUGCUAUCCAUGGCACAACAAGGGUGAGUACCAGCAAUUCAUGGCCGACGACGACUGGGACCUCCUCGAAUGGGUCCUCGAGUUCAACAAGUUUGACUUGUACACCAAGGCCGACAAGCGCCCGGACGUGACCGCGCUCUGGCCCUACUACCAGUCGCUCAUCGACAAGUACCUGCCAGGAAAGCUCUGGUGGUAGUUGAUGCCUGCGGGCUAAGUAUUUUAUGUGGCGUACCACA